AACAGAAUCAAACUUUACAUAGAUCGAGUAUGAUCGACGAAGCUUUUAUACUCGUGUAUACGUACAACUAAGUAAUAUCGAAACAAGCUUCGUUUUUCUAGACUAUCGCAAUGCGUCUUUUUGUGCGUUUAAAUAUAAUAGACCUUUCUAUAAGGUUAGUAUCUACAUCGAAAGAAAAUAUUAAUCUUUUAUGUGUGUGUUGUAUUAUUGAGAACAUACAUAUUUACUAGAAACAUGUUAUAAACCAGUAGAGAUUUUAGUUUACGUUAAUAAAAGUUGAAGAAAAAGUUGUCUAAGAUAUAUUUAGCUUUUCUAUAUAAUUAGGAAAAUAAGAAAAAUUAAAAUAUAAUUAAUAAUUUAGAAAUAAUAAUAAAAGAAUGUGUGUGUGUAUGUGUGUGUAUAUAUAAGUAAAUUAAUCUGUAUCGAUAUAGAUUAUUAUAUAGAAACAUACAUGCUAUGCAAGUUGUAAAAAACACUUCAGUCUCCCACUUGAAUAUUAGUUCAUUUCCGCUUUACACCAGAUGGCGCUUCGAAAAAAGAAAUCAUGUAUUUUCUCUAUCUAGAUUGUCAUUAGACUAGAGUAGUAUUAGAACCGAGUACAUUUCGUUUGAAAUCGAAUCUUAAUGGUGGAAACAGCAUGUGAUCCUACAAUUGAAAGACACUUAAAAGGUCAUAAAGAUGCAAUUACUGGUCUCCAUUUUCAUCCUACUAAUAAUCAAUUAGUAUCUAGUAGUAUGGAUAAAACUUUGAUGUUAUGGAAUUUUACGGAUUCAAUUAGAGGAUAUAAAUUAAAGGCGCAUAAAGAUUCUGUGUUAGAUGUUAGCUAUGCCCCUUCUGGAGAAAUCAUAGCUAGUGCAUCAAGAGAUCGUUCCAUAAGAAUAUGGAUACCUAGAAUAACAGGGCAAUCUGUAGAUUUCAAAGCACAUUCAGGAGCUGUAAGCUCAUUACAUUUCUGUCCUAAUGGAGAACGGUUACUUAGUACAUCUCAUGAUAAAAUUUGUAAAUUGUGGAUGUUGUGUAAAAGAAAAUUUCUUUUAUCAUUUAAUGGACAUACAAAUUGGGUCAGAUGUGCUAAGUUUUCUCCUGAUGGUAGGCUUAUAAUAUCAUGUAGUGAUGACAAGACUAUUAAAUUAUGGGAUGUCUCUACUGGAAGAUGUAUUAAAACUAUUAAUGAAGUUAAAGCUCCUGCUGUAUAUGUGGAGUUCCAUCCAAGUGGUGGUGUUAUUGGAUCGGCUAAUAUAGGUGGCUAUGUAAAAUUAUAUGAUCUAAGAACAGGCUCAUUGUAUCAACAUUAUGCUGUUCACAAAGGUCCUGUGCAUGUCGCAAAAUUUCAUCCAAAAGGAAAUUUUAUGUUAACUGCUUCAGAAGAUACUACUAUGAAAGUUUUAGAUUUAUUGGAAGGCCGUCCAAUUUAUACCCUUAAAGGACAUAAUAGUGCUGUUACAUCAAUUGCGUUUUCUCUUAAUGGAGAUUACUUUGCAUCAGGUGGUGCUGAUUUUCAGCUUUUAACGUGGAAGACUAAUUUUGAUAAAGAUGAUAAGAAUAGAAAAGUUCCUCGAAUAUUAGUGCCACCUAUGCAAGAUAUAAAAUAUAAGGAUAGAUUGUUAAGUGAAACAGAUAUUCAUGAAGAAAUGGAAGAAUAUGAAGAACAACAAGAGUUAUUAUUAUCAUCAGUGGAAUCUGUGAAAUCUAAAUCUGAUACAAAAAUUUGUAAAGGAUUUAUUCCUAAAUUACCAAAUGAAGAUGUACAAGUUGAAGUGAUUAAUUUGAAAAAACAGAAAGAACUUAAGAAAGACAGGGAACAAGAUUCUUUAUGUAUUGCAGAUAAAGUACCUGAUUCGCGUUCUAGUCAAAGCAUUAAUAUAAUUGAAAUGCUAAAUGAACAAGUAGAAUCACUACGAACUACUAUUCAUAUAUUAGAACAACGAUUAAGUGCAGUCGAAAAAGAAUUGAAAUAUAAAUAAAUAUAAUCAAAAUAAUUUAUAUAAAAUAAAAUAAGUUUAUUACAAGUUAGUAAAUAUAAUCUCACAUCAUUUAUAUUAUUCAUAUAAAAUAAGUAAUACUUCUCUUCUUUCUCUUUCUCUCUCUCAAAGUACAUAAUUCCUUAUCAUGUCUGAACAUUUUAUAAAAUUUCUAGAUCUAAAAACACAAUUCCCUGAAAAUUGAAUAAUCAACUGAGAUAAUCAAGGACUAAUUAAAUUAAUGACUAGCAUCUUUUUCUAAAAUUUGUUUUUGAUGAGUCAGAAAUUAUAGGUUACAUGAGCAUUUUUGGACAGUUCGAAUUAGAAAAAAUAAAAAAAUUUUUAUAUUAUUUAUAUU
Molecule: messenger RNA, 2319 nt
Organism: Vespula pensylvanica (western yellowjacket)
Lineage: Eukaryota; Metazoa; Arthropoda; Insecta; Hymenoptera; Vespidae
Gene: Poc1
Product: POC1 centriolar protein homolog A-like
Exons: 6
Coding region: 624-1964 (446 amino acids)
Biological process (GO): cilium assembly
Cellular component (GO): centriole; ciliary basal body
Molecular function (GO): protein binding
Source: RefSeq, a predicted model, not a curated record